Caenorhabditis angaria is the source of this 6144-nucleotide messenger RNA. Lineage: Eukaryota; Metazoa; Nematoda; Chromadorea; Rhabditida; Rhabditidae. The record is from the annotation of a GenBank genome assembly.
AUGGCAAACGGUCAAGGAAAUGCGGAUGUCGCGAGGAUUAUGGAGCAAUUCCAACAAUUGUCAGAGCAGUUUCGUGCGACAUUGGAAGUCGUGACGAAUCAACAAAGGGCUUCUGCUGGUGGAGAUAGUAGAGGAGAAUCUCACCGUGUGAAUAGCUUAUCAAAUCGGACACCAAAAUUCGAAUUUAAUUUGGAGGAUGGCAGAACUUUUGAAAAAUAUUGGUCGCGUUAUGGAAACAUAUUUGAAAAAUCGGAAGCAUCAGAAGAAUCGAAAUGUCAAGUGUUGUUGGGAAAACUCGAAGACGAUGUAUAUGAUCAGUUGGCAGCUUCGGUUUCACCAAAACACCCGAGCGAGUUGGAAUUUGAUGAAAUCGUGAGUAAUUUGAAAAAGACUAUUCGAUGUUCAGCAAUCGUUGUUUCGGAAAAGAUUUGAGUGUAUGAAUCUGAAAAAAGUGAAUGAAUCACCAAUGGCCUUCACAAAUCGAGUAAAUGAAACUUGCGAAAAGGCAAAGCUCGCAGACAUCGAAAUGGAGGAUUGGAAAUGCUUUUUCUUUAUUCGCGGAUUAGAAGAAGCUGAAGAUAUUGUUAUGCGGAAUCAUUUGUUGGAUUUUAUGGAUUAUGAUAAGACUUCGGAGAAGAAGACUAUCAAGGAUUUAUAUGAAGAAUGGAUGCGCAGAUUGAGUCUCAAGGCUGACUCAGAGAAGAUAAGUAAUCCAGGUAAAGUCCAACAGAUUUCGGCACAAAAGAAUCCAAAAAAGCCGGAUAAAGGUAAACAUUCCGUUCUCCACCCCCACUCUAAUCCCCAACGAAAUUUUUCGGGACGUUAUGACCGGAGCAAAAGCAGAACACGUGUGAAACGAGAUUGGUCACAAGUCGAAUGUUGGAAUUGUGGUAUGAUGGGUCAUAUUUCAACGAAUUGUCAAAAUGCGCCAAAAGCUGAAAUUCAAUCAAUUGAACAAUGUAAUGUGGUUAAUUCGAUUCGGCAGUUUUUGGAUAUGGAGAUUAACGGCAAAUGCGUAAAUUUCCAAUUGGAUACUGGAAGUGAUUUGACAAUUAUCAAUCGAGCUGAAUGGGUGAAAUUGGGUUCACCAAAACUGAACAUGGUAUCAAACCGAGUUGUAUGUGCUAAUGGCAGUGAUUUGGAUCUGAUUGGCUGUUUCGAUUGUGAGGUUAACAUCAAAGGAGACUUGGGAAAAGGAAACAUCCACGUUCGGGAGAAUGGUGGGAACUUAUUAGGACUCGAUAUACUGUUGUCAUCCCCAAAAAUGCACGAAUUAUUACGGAGAAUGGUGAAUGUCAUUGCGAGUCAAGUUUCGGAUAUUUCGGUGGAGUUGAGUGGAAAGUAUCCUGCCGUGUUUGAGAAAGGGUUGGGAACUUGUACCAAAGAAAAAGUAUCUCUCAAAUUGUUGCCGGAAGCCGAACCAGUUUUUCGGAAAGCCAGACCUGUACCAUAUGGAUCACUUGAAGCCGCGUCAGCGGAAAUUGAACGACUAUUGAAGCUUGGUGUGAUCAAGAAAGUAUCAUAUGCAAAAUGGGCGGCUCCAGUAGUCUAUGUCAAAAAAUCGAAUGGUGCAACUCGAUUAUGUGCGGAUUUCAAAACUGGGCUGAAUGCGGUACUAGCACCAAAUGAACAUCCGCUGCCCCGACCACAAGAUAUUUUUGCCAAACUAAACGGUGGGGUAAUUUUUUCAACAAUUGAUCUGGCCGAUGCAUAUUUACAGCUUGAAUUGGAUAAGGCUUCGUCAGAAUUGUGUGUUAUCAACACUCAUCAAGGAUUGUAUGAGUAUGAGAGAUUAUCGUUUGGAUUGAAAGUGGCACCGGCGAUUUUUCAGAAUAUUAUGGACAAAAUGUUAUCAGGAUUGACUGGAUGUGCAGCGUAUUUGGACGACAUUAUAGUGAUGGGUCGUGAUGAGUUGGAACAUCGGAAGAAUUUGUUGAAGCUGUUUGAAAGGAUUGCGGAGUACGGAUUUCGUGUGAAGUUGGAAAAAUGUAGAUUCGGGCAGACAGAAAUCGAAUUUUUGGGCUUCAAGAUUGAUGCAAACGGACGAAGACCAAAUCCAGCAAAAACCGAUCCAAUCAGAAAUAUGGCGCCGCCAACCAACGUCAAAACGUUACAAUCAUUUAUGGGUAUGAUUACGUAUUAUGGUGCAUUCAUUCCAGAAAUGAAGGUCAAGAGAGGCCCGCUGGAUCGGUUGAUUCAAAAAGAUGUCGAAUGGAAUUGGGGUGACGUGGAACAUCAAGCAUUCGAAGAGCUGAAAAACACGCUGGCAUCAGAUCUAAAUUUGACACAUUAUAACCCAGACCUGCCAAUCAUUGUAGCUGCGGAUGCAUGUGAUUAUGGAAUAGGAGCGGUUAUUUCACAUCGAAUGCCCGAUGGUUCCGAGAAGCCGAUUCAUCAUGCAACAAAAUCUUUAUCGUCAGCCGAGAAGAAUUACUCGCAAAUUGAGAAAGAAGCACUGGGCUUAAUAUUUGCAGUCAAGAAGUUUCAUCAAUAUUUGUUUGGCCGUCAGUUCUUGUUACGCACCGACCACAAGCCACUCCUAGCUAUUUUUUCUGAAAAUAGGAACCUUCCAGUUUACUCUCAAAAUCGGUUGUUACGGUGGGCUACUAUUUUGUUGGGCUACAAUUUCCAGAUAGAGUAUGUCCAAACCACCAAAUUUGGUCAAGCGGAUGCAUUGUCAAGAAUGAUCCAACAGUUUCCGACCGAGGAAGAAGAUCGAGUCAUUGCGAGCAUUGAGGAGACAAACUCGGAAAUGAAUGUAGUGAAUGAAUGUAUCCGGAAGUUACCAUUAUUAGCACACGAAAUUGCUAACGCGUCUAAAAAUGAUGAGAACAUCUCAAUCAUAAUGGAACAACUGAUUCAUGGGAAAUGGCCAAAAUCGAAAGAUAUGGAACCGGAAAUGAGACUGUAUUACAAUAAAGUGGAACAAUUAUCGAUUUUGGAAGGAUGUUUGCUUGUUUCCAAUCGGGUAGUUAUUCCGUCAGUGUUGAGAAGUCGAGUGAUCAAGGAACUCCACGAAAAUCAUCCUGGUAUUGAAAGGAUGAAAAGAUUGUCAAGGACUUGUGUAUAUUGGCCGGGACUAGAUAAGGACAUUAUUAGUUAUGUGAAUGGUUGCCGAAAUUGUCAGGAAAAUCGGAAAACCACACCAAAAGCGCCACUGGAACCUUGGCCAACGCCAGAUCAGCCAUGGCAGCGUAUUCAUAUCGAUUACGCUGGGCCUGAAUUUGGUUAUUAUUAUUUAGUUGUUGUUGAUGCCAAAACUAAAUGGCCUGAAGUUAAGUUGACUAAAUCUAUUUCAGCUAGUUCCACCGUAAGUUUACUAAGUUCCAUUUUUGCAAGGAAUGGAAUUCCGGAAACCAUUGUGUCAGACAAUGGAACCCAGUUCACAUCCAAAUUGUUUGCGGAUUUUUGUGCGGAAAAUGGAGUUGAGCACAUCCGAACCCCACCUUUCCACCCACAAUCAAAUGGACAAGCCGAGAGAUUUGUGGACACGUUGAAGAGAGGACUAAGAAAGCUGAGGGGGGAGGAGAAGGUGUCACAAGAAGUCUUGGAUAAAUUUUUGCUGAGUUAUCGUGCGACACCUGGAGUUGAUGGGUUAUCGCCAGCGGAGAAAUUGAUGGGAAGAAAAAUUCGGACCAGGUUGGACUUGUUGCAUCCAACCAAGAGUAAGUCGGGUGGCCGAAAUUUUGACAAAAUUAAUAUGAAGAGGCUUUUUGAUAAAAAGAAUGGAGUCAGGGAGAAAGUGAUUAAAGUUGGUGAUACGGUUUUCAUCAAGAAGUAUCAUCAAAAUGGGUUUAAGUGGGAGAAGGCGGUGGUGGAAAAAUUGCUUGGUCGAGUGAUAUGUCUAGUGAGACAUAACGGAUUAUUGAGGAAAGUUCAUUUUAAUCAAUUAUUUUUGGAUCAGAGUAUAACCAGAGAAUCUUCAGAUUCAAAUUUAUGGUUGGAAAAGAUCUCUGAUAUUUUUGCAUUGCCAAUAAAAAAUUCCGAAAUUUCAGUUCCUCGUCGUCCUUCUGUUAACCAUUUUGGAAACACCACUUCUGUCAGCAUCUCUGGAAACAACCCAUCCAGUUCUGAAAUUGUCCAAAGUCCCAUGCCAACCACCCUGUCCUCGUCAAAAAGUUCACCGUCUUCGUCAAAUUGUCCAGUAGCUGUUGAAAAUGUUCCCGCAAGUUUGAAUGAAAAUUGUUUGAGACCCAGUAAGAUCCCCCUCCCAUGUUUUUUUCCCCGAUCUAGUGCUAGGGCUGAUUCUCCCAAACUAUCUGAACCCAAACACGGUGUAAAUUCAAACUCAAACCCAAGGUCAAUUCUCAAAAAUUCCCCACAAAAUUCUACGCCGAACCCACCCGCCGGCAGUCAUCAACGUCGUGGAAGAUCUAUGGUCAAAUCUGAAGCUGUCCGCCGUUCAACUCGAAUCCGCCGACCAGUCGUGCGUUUUGACCCUUGUGCCAUGUGAAUGCGUUACACCAUGUACUCUUCAAUCGCUCUUAAAUUAUUAUGUGUCGCUGUUCCAACUUCAUCUCAACCAAUCUCCUUAUAUCGUCACCCACGUUAUCAUCAUCAUUAUUUUUAUUGCGAAGGCUACACUUACGGGGGAGGUGUUAGAAUGGUUAAAAAAAUAAACAAUAAAAGAGGAAAAAGAAUUGACCUUUUUCUCUUUAUUAAAUAAUAAUUGCACGUGAACGUGUGACGUGGUUUGGGAGACAGCACACAACCGCCCAUCUUUGUUUUGAUGUUUUUGUUUUGUGUGUGUCGUUGCGCGUUUUUUAGAAGUGAGAUUUUUGUGUGUUUAUUUCUAGCGGUUGUUUUAGGUAAUCAAAGGGUCAAAUUACUAGGUUUUUUUUGUCUUGCGUUUUAAAGUAUUGUGGUUGUCUUUUAUUCUAAUAUUAUUUUUCUCAAUAAAUUUAUAAUUAAAAGACUGCGCUUCACAACAAUGUGAAUUACCCCUUUUUUUCUCUCUCCCUUUGAUCUCACUAUUUUUAUGUGCCGGUUAAUUUAUAACAUUCUAAAUAAAAAUUCAAUUCAAAUUGAUGCUGAAAAUCUUUGAGAAACUCGAGCUUUUCAAUUUCUGAUAAUUUUUAUGGAGAGUAAUUCAACUAAAUAUUUUGAUUUUUUCAACGAAAAUCACAAUUUCUGUUUUUGUUGAAUUUUUUUAAAUUAUUAAUUUUUCAAAAGUCAUGAAAAAUGAUAUCUAAAAGUUUUGAAUCACAAAAUUUUUUUUUGAUGUCUGAAAAAGUGCCACAUAGACUUUGCCCGUCAAAAUUUGUUUGGCUCAAAAUAUUUUCCACAAUUUUUAUACAACAAAACGCAGUAAGACCACUCUCUAACUUGUAAGGUUCUCAAAACUUAUUCUAGAAAUUUUGAAACAGUGAAUUUUUAAUAUUUUUUGUGCUCUAAUCUCACCUGUUAGUUUUGUCCCCCCCCCCCGAAACCUCAAAAUAAACUAACUUGUCUGGCCCGUUCCGUGAGAAGUUGUUGAUAUCUGUGAAUGUUUUGUCCAAACGAAACAUCUUCUUUUUCGGAAGCCUGAAACUUCUACAUUCUGUUUCUCAAAAUUUUCGCCUAUUCUUAAACUCACAUUAGAAAAUAACAAAUGUGGAAUUGAUGGGACUUCUGCAUUCUGUGAUGGUUGUCUCUAAAAAAAUAAGAAACACUUUCUGCACUGAAAAAAACCACUCAAAAACCAGAAAAAAAAACAUAAAAAUGUCGUGGGGAAAAAAAUAAAAGCGAAACAACGAUACUCCGCGUGCGCGUUGUUUAGCGUGUUUUUUUGUGCAGGGCAGACGAGAGAGUGUGGAAAAUGGGGAGAGGGUUAGAGAGAGAGAGAGAUAGAUAUGUAUUUUUUAUUUGAAAAGAAAUUAUUGAUUGAACGUUUUUUUUUUGCUUUUUUUCUGGUUUUUGAGUGGUUUUUUUCAGUGCAGAAAGUGUUUCUUAUUUUUUAGAGACAACCAUCACAGAAUGCAGCGUUCCCAUCAAAUCCACAAUUGUCAUUUUCUGAUGUAAGUUUAAGAAUAGGCGAAAAUUUUGAGAAAAUGAAUGUAGAAGUUUCAGGCUUCCGAAAAAGAAGAUGUUUCGUUUGGACAGAACAUUCAAAGAUAUCAACAACUUCUCACGGAACGAGCGGCCAGUCAAGUUAGUUUAUUUUGA